Molecule: messenger RNA, 873 nt
Organism: Macrobrachium nipponense
Lineage: Eukaryota; Metazoa; Arthropoda; Malacostraca; Decapoda; Palaemonidae
Exons: 4
Coding region: 172-852 (226 amino acids)
Source: RefSeq, a predicted model, not a curated record
ACAACGUGGCACUUUUGACGCGGAACCGUGAGAUCGUGUAGAGCUCUCUGUGUGGUCUGUAGCAAAAAACAAGUUAUCUCUCUCAGUUCUCUCUCGUUCCUCCUAGGACUCUGUCAUUCUUCUGUCCUGCUGCUGUUUGGGAUACCGGUACUACCAUAUUAGGAGAGAGAGAUGCCUCGUUACAAGGGAGAACUGGUCAGUGAGGAGGACUCCCCCGACGAUCCUAAGCUGCACGUCUUCGAGUACAGCAGUAGCGAUCCUUCUGCGAAGAGAACGAACUAUAGAAAGGAAAUCAUCGCUAUGGAGUCUUGCAUCUUCAUCAACCGUUGGAACCUCGCAAGCAAGCACUCCAAAACCGACGACGACGAAGGCAGCGGACAGGAUGAAGAAGAAGAAGGAGAAGAAGAAGACGACACACAAAAGCAAGAACACCACCCUCACCCUCCCCCCCUGGGCCCCAUCAAACAGGGCAAAGAAUUCGACGGGUACGUCAUCAAGUGCCCGAACGGCUCUUACGAUUAUGCCAUUAAGCUCUGGGACUCCGGAAGGGUAGCUCCCAUGGACGACUGGUAUCCCAAAAAGGACGAAGAGAUUCCGGGCGUGGUAAUUGACAGGAAGGGAGAUUACCUGGUCAUUGCUUGCGGGAGCAACAUUGCCUACGCUACCAAGAAGAGCUUCAUGCAUGCCGGUACGGGGUUAGAGAGAGAGAGAGAGAGGUUUAGUCUUCUAAACCCUAACCACAACUACUUAUACUUCCAUAAAAACGAAAACCGGGUACUGUCUCUAGUUGAGAGAGAGAGAGAGAGAGAGAGAGAGAGAGAGAGAGAGAGAGAGUUGAAGAAUAUUUGGUAAACGGUUUUAAAUUGAUGGAAG